CAUCAUCAUUAUUACUAUUAUUAUUAUUCUUGUUAUUUAACAUCUUUGAUCCUCUGGUGGAUGCACAGCCACAAAAUGCGCGUCUUCCAGCUGAGCCAGUUUGACAAUGCUCAAGCCAAGCUCCAGCAGCAAAUCCUGAGCCUCGGCGAUGCAGAGUGUCUCAUCCAGUCGGCUUUUGAUCCGCGCUGCACGCAUGUCAUUGCCAACCAGCCGUCGCGCAGUGUCAAGCUUCUGGGUUGCUGCAGCAAAGCGCCCAAGCAUUUGGAAAGCGUGGCACUCAUCACACACGACUUUGACUUGACCUCAUUAGAUAAAGCCGAUCGAGAAUUGUACGGCAGCGCGCGUCGGUGGAGAAUCGCCCGUCAAAGCACGCGAGCUGGCCCUUUCGACAAGUGGAUUGCUCUUAUUCCAGAGGAUGCGUGUUCUGUCAAGCGUGAUUUCCAACAGGUGCUGAAAAUCGGAGGAGCUACCAUCUUGCCAUUGGUCGCAGCCAACAUCUCGAAGGUUGCUGACGGCACGCGUCAGUUUGCGCUGAUUGAUGCUCAACAAGAACCAUCCGCAAUAUUGACCCGGCUCUGCGCUCAGCAACGCCUACAGCUCGCUUCAACCAGCUAUCCUGCUGAUUUCCUGGUCAAGAAGUCCGCCCCACCCAUUGAACAGUACGUGGUCAAGACGGAAUCUGGCGGUAGAGCUCAGAGGCCCAAUCCUGUGACUGCGUCGCCUUUGCCCUCACCGGCAGCGCUUCGUCGCGGCAUGCAGGCGACUGCCGCGUCUCCUCUCUCCCCUCGUCAGUCGCGCAAUGUGGCAAUGGCAACAAGCUCCAUCGUCCCCGUGGAAGCCACCUCCCCGGCCAUUCUCGAUCGCGUCGACGAGCCCCACACGCACCACGCGGGCAUUGCAUCCUUUCUUCGGGCCACCUAUGAUGCAAUCCCCGAUCCGACGACCCUCGGCGAGCUCUUGCUUGCGCUGGCGACAGAGGAUAACCGGCCGCCACUCGCAUGUGUGCGCGCCCUCUUUUGCAACCUAUUUUGGAACUCGCUUGAGCACUUGUUCUUCCCGACAUUGGCUCCAGAAGCGAUUCGUUCAUCAGCCGCCAAGGAGGUCAAUGCACCCUCCUCAUACAACCCGCCAGCUGGUCAAACAUGGGCCGUCCUUCCGCUUCGGACUGCAAUCCAGCGCUUUCCAUCGAUCGCGCAAGGCGUUCUCCAGUCGCUCUUCAUGUCAGAAGACGAUCGCACAAAGGCAGACGAAAUGGACGACAAACUGAACAAGCACCGCUCGAUCGGCGAUAAGAGUCAGAUUGACCGGCUCUCUCACGAGAUGCAAGAGACACGGCAGCGCAUUUUGUCCUCGGAUAGGACUCGCGAAAGGCUGUGGCAGAGCUUGCUGGGAUUGAUGUGGCUGGCGUUUGAUCUUCCAGCUGACAGCCCGUAUGCCAAACAGCUCAAUCUGCCCGCAAUCCCAACGCAAAGUCUCUCAACAGAGACUCGGGAGCGUGCAGGUGCUGCUCUCGAACUGCUGUGUGACAUGCUUAUCGUCGACCUUGACUUGGCCGAUUCUGCACCUUCACCGCGAUCGACGCUCUCCUUCCUGAGGGCUCUCGUGCACGGCGACUCUGGCAAGACCAUACUGUCGGAACUCGCCACGCUGGCACGCGCUGUUGCCGAGCGCCCUGGCAACGAUUCCAAGUGGAGCUUGUCCGUUCGUGCGGCCAGCGACCAAUACCGCCGGCUGCUCUCAUCGGUUCCGAUUAUGCUCAAGUACGCUGCCGAAAAGUUCAGCAUCAGCUACAUGAAUAUCCCUCUGCAGGUCGACGCAAAUUCGCGUCUGCAAGCGCUGCCGCCGCGCGGCACGUUUCACGCAAUGCUGGAUGAGUCGCUUCGGACAGCUGUUGCCGAGAACGUGCUCAUCGCACAAUGCACGCCUUCGUCAUCGCUGAAACCGGAUUACCAGCGACUACUUCUAACGCCGCUGUCCAUUGAAAAACUGGUCGACUUUUAUUGCAAGUUGGAGCCGCGGUUGGACGAACCUGGACCCGCCCACACGCCAGAUCUCUUUCAAGAGACUCCAGAGUCGGACCUACCCCGUAAAGCGGUGCGAAUGACUCGGGCGCAAUCCAGCAACCCUGCAUCCAACAAGCCAAAAAUCGCCAUGUUUGUCGAAGACCUUCCGUCUGGAUCCUCUUCCACUUUGCGCGUGGCUUCCAAUAGGACACUGCGCGUCCUGAAGCCUAUCGACAACCUUCAGCAAGCCCAAAAUCCCUCCAAGCCAGUCAAUAAGAAGGAAAAGCCAAAUCGAGCGGGUGAGACGCGACUCAUGCGCGCUUGCAAGGCUCCGAGUAGGUUCACACUGGAGCACAUCCGACAACUUUUGGACGAAGGAGCCGACCCCAAUGCGCGCGACAAUGCCCAGUGGACUCCGCUUCACGAAGCGACGCGGUAUGGAACAACCGACGUCUGUCGUCUUCUCAUUGAGCGAGAUGCCGAUGUCACCGCUGCGGGCGAUGGAGGCGUGACUGCGCUUCACUAUGCAUCACACUAUCACGGGAAUUUGGAACUUGUUGCACUCUUGCUUCAGCACGGCGCCGACCCUCGCGCCAAGGAUGCCGACGGCGAAUCCUGCAUCGAUUGGUGCCAGCACAAGCUGGACGCUGCUUUGAGCACAGACGAGACGAACAAGUGGGCUGCGGUUCUUGCCGAGCUGCAAAAUCCUCGCCCUGUCCUCGCUCACGUAGCUGGAGCCUGCGCUCCCCGCCCACUGCAACUAUCCACUGUAGUGCUCUCGUCGAGCGAAGAAACGAAGCCCCAACGCCCAAGCGCUGCCCCUCAAGUCAAGCGCUCCUUUUCAAAGUCCAACCAGCGAGAGGGCACGGACCAUGGCACCACCGCCAACAGUGCCAAAUUCAGCCACCUCCAAGCACAGGCUGAUGAUUACGUGGCCUUGUUGAUGUAUUUGACACUCCAGUUAUGCUCUCGGCAGCUAAACGAAAGUGGUGCAUUGCUCACGAGUCGGGUUGCAGAACUCGAAGUCCCGCUUUCUCAAGCAUGCGGUGGUCAGCUGGGCGAUCGUGCGCGUCUCCAGUUCCUCAUUCUCAAGCGUCUCAAUGCUGAAUUGUCGUCGGCGUAACAGUUCGCUUGACAGUCGUGGGGGGGGGCGGGGGUUGUUGCAAAUCAAAAUCAAUCAAUGUAUAUUUUUCUGCGAAUGGAC
Capsaspora owczarzaki ATCC 30864 is the source of this 3207-nucleotide messenger RNA. RefSeq lists its product as hypothetical. The coding region runs from base 61 to 3126 and encodes 1021 amino acids. The record is from RefSeq and is a predicted model, not a curated record. Gene Ontology annotation, molecular function: protein binding. The transcript has 6 exons. NCBI's taxonomy places the organism in Eukaryota, Filasterea, Ministeriida, Capsasporidae. Gene Ontology annotation, biological process: positive regulation of double-strand break repair.